AUGGCUGUGAUGAAGGAGAUUCUCCGAUCCAGAAAUAUUUUGCUUGUUCUUCUCAUUCCACUUCUUCUGCUUCCUCUGCCACUCUUAUACCCCAGCAGUGAAGCUUCUUGUGCCUACGUGCUGAUUGUGACAGCUGUAUUCUGGGUCUCUGAAGUGGUGCCGCUUGGUGCAGCAGCCUUAGUUCCUGCUUUCCUAUACCCACUUUUUGGAGUCAUGAAGUCCAGUGAGGUAGCUGCUGAAUAUUUCAAGAACACAACUUUGCUUCUCAUGGGUGUGAUUUGUGUGGCAGCUUCUGUAGAAAAGUGGAAUCUCCACAAGCGAAUCGCCCUGCGCAUGGUCAUGAUGGCUGGAGCAAAGCCAGGCAUGUUGCUUCUUUGCUUUAUGUGUUGCACAACGGUGCUCUCCAUGUGGCUUUCCAACACAUCCACCACAGCCAUGGUGAUGCCAAUUGUGGAGGCAGUGCUCAAGGAGCUAGUGAAUGCUGAGGAGGAGCAUGAGGUGAUCAGUGCUGCAGGCAGCACCAUUAUGGAAGAAAACGAGCCAAUAGGUCUCAGUGAAAAACAUGGCCGGCCUUCACUGGAGCUUAUCUUCAUCAAUGAGGAUGCUACUACUACUGACUUCAGCUCCUUGAUGCACUCAAAGAGUAUGAAUGGUGUGCACAUGAUAGCCAACCCUAUUGGAACGAGGAAUUCUAAGAGCAAUGGGCAGCACAUACCUCAGGCUCAGAUACUGGUCCUGCCUCCUAAGUCCUCAGAACUGGGCCUGAGCACUAAGUAUCAGUAUCAGACCAGACAUGACCACAUGGUCUGUAAAUGCCUCUCCCUGAGUAUCUCCUACGCAGCAACCAUUGGAGGACUGACAACCAUCAUAGGGACCUCCACUAGCCUCAUAUUCUUAGAGCACUUCAACAACCACUACCCAGAUGCUGAAGUGGUGAAUUUUGGAACCUGGUUUUUGUUCAGUUUUCCCAUCUCCCUCAUCAUGUUGGUCCUGACUUGGUUAUGGAUGCAUUGGAUGUUCUUGGGUUGCAAUUUUAAAGAGACCUGUUCUGUGAGCAAAAAGAAAAAGACCAAACGAGAAGAAAUAUCAGAGAGAAGAAUUCAAGAAGAAUAUAAGAAACUGGGUAAUGUCAGCUAUCCUGAGAUGGUGACUGGAUUUUUCUUCAUUCUAAUGACCUUACUUUGGUUUACUCGUGAGCCUGGCUUUGUACCAGGAUGGUCAUCUUUUUUUGAGAAGAAAGGUUAUCGGACUGAUGCCACUGUCUCUGUACUCCUUGGUUUUCUCCUUUUCCUCAUUCCAGCAAAAAAGCCAUGUUUUGGAAAAAGGGAAAAAGGGGAUGGUGAAAAAUCAACAGACGUUAACACACUGGAUCCCAUCAUUACCUGGAAGGACUUCCAGAAAACUAUGCCCUGGGAGAUUGUAGUGUUGGUUGGAGGAGGUUAUGCCUUAGCAGCUGGAUGCAAGACCUCUGGCCUCUCAACAUGGAUCGGUCGUCAAAUGCUCUCCCUGAGCAGCCUUCCCUACUGGGCUGUAACUCUGCUGGCCUGCAUUUUGGUGUCCCUGGUAACAGAGUUUGUUAGUAAUCCAGCAACCAUAACCAUCUUUCUGCCUAUUUUAUGCAGCAUGUCAGAAACCCUGCUCAUCAACCCUUUAUACACCCUGAUUCCUGUCACCAUGUGUAUCUCAUUUGCGGUGAUGUUGCCAGUGGGUAAUCCUCCAAAUGCCAUUGUCUUCAGUUAUGGGCACUGCCAGAUAAAAGAUAUGGUGAAAGCUGGCCUGGGUGUAAACCUGAUUGGCCUGGCUGUUGUCAUGGUGGCCAUCAACACUUGGGGAAUUAGACUCUUCCAGCUGAAUACUUUUCCAGAAUGGGCAUCAGUCAGCAACAUCACCAGCCAAACAUAA
This is a messenger RNA of Chaetura pelagica (chimney swift), 1902 nucleotides long. RefSeq names its product solute carrier family 13 (sodium/sulfate symporter), member 4 (gene SLC13A4). Bases 1 to 1902 code for a protein of 633 amino acids. Gene Ontology annotation, biological process: monoatomic anion transmembrane transport. Gene Ontology annotation, molecular function: transmembrane transporter activity. The transcript is spliced from 16 exons. The record is from RefSeq and is a predicted model, not a curated record. Gene Ontology annotation, cellular component: membrane. NCBI's taxonomy places the organism in Eukaryota, Metazoa, Chordata, Aves, Apodiformes, Apodidae.